AAUUUUGAAAAAAAAAAAAAAGAAUCCAGCACAAAAUAAAAGUAGUCCGGGCUCGUCUAUUAUAAACUUCCUCAAAGUGUUGCAAUUUAAUCAGUGAUUGAAAAACAAGUUAACAAAAAUAAUAUUUAAAUUCAUUCAUUAUUAUCACCGUCAUCAUCAUCACCAUAAAUAAUAAAAUUAAAAAAAAAUAUAAAUACUAAAAUUUGCAAUUUGAAAAUUAACAACAAAAUAAAAUCAAAUAAAAAUUAAAAAUAUUGUGGUGCAAGUAACAGUCAAGUUACAACUACCAAGUUGUUAAAAAAAAAAAAAAAUAUUUCGGGCCAAUACAGUAUACAAUUUAUCACAUGAUAGUAAUAUUUUAAUUUAAAUAAAAUUAUAUGUCAAGAGAGGCUGUAAUAAUUAAAAAGAAAAAAAAAAAAAAAACAACACCCUAUCUGUCAAUAGAGAUAAUAAUCUUUCUAUAAUAAUUUAAAACAAUAAAAAAAAUUAUAUUAAAACACUUGGAAGAUUUCUGACAUUGUCGUCAUUACCUCCCCUACUUUAUCAUAUCAUUGAUACAAGUGAAAAAAAAAAAAAAGAAAGAUUUUCAAGUGAAGAAGGGCUCCGUUAAAAGUCAACCCACCCAAUCAUAUUAUCAUCCACCUCCAAUAAAACUGCCACUUGUACCUUUUAUUAAACUAUAUAAAAUAAAAAAAAUUUUAAUUUUUAAAAUCAGUCAGUGAACCUGCAAGGUUCAGUCAAAUUUUAAUAAAAAAAAUUAUAUAUUUAUUAAUAAUAUAAACUAUUGUUUAUUAAAUUUUUUAAUAACAAUUCCCAAAACGGCAACCCGUCAUUAUAAAUUUGUUGUUCGGGCACGUACACAGUACGACGCGAAACAAAAUUUAUUUUUAUCAUUGAAAUGGAGGAUAAAUCAUCAUCAAAAUUCUCUGAAUAUUUAUUUGCAAAAAUGGGAGGACAUGAUGUCUCGGCCUCACAGGGUCCCAGAAAGGUGACAGCUGAUACUGGAAAAUGGAUACGUGAAAAUAUGCUGUUAAUGGUCACGUUAUCUGGUGUAUUACUUGGUGUAAUUCUAGGAUUUGGAUUGCGACCAUUGGGUCUUGGUGAUGACGCAGUUAUGCUGAUUAGUUAUCCUGGUGAACUAUUUAUGAGAUUACUUAAACUCAUGAUUCUUCCAUUAGUUAUUGCAAGUUUAAUUUCUGGAUCAGCAAGUUUAAAUGCCAAAAUGAAUGGUAAAAUAGCUGUUAGAACACUUGUUUAUUUUAUUUUAACAUCAUUAUUUAAUGCAAUACUUGGUGUUGGAUUAACAUUAUUAAUACAUCCUGGUAAUGCUGGUAUUAAAAAUUCACCAGUACUUGCAACACAUGAUCGUGCUGUUAAUAUACUUGAUAGUCUUCUUGAUCUUGGUAGAAAUAUGUUUCCGGAUAAUUUAUUUCAAGCAGCAUUUCAACAAGCACAUACUGUUUAUGUACCAAAAAAACCAAGAGUACAACAAAAUGAUACAACUGAUGGUUUAAUUAUUGAUGAUAAUUCACAUGAUGAUACUGAAGAAUUAUCAAGAGUUUUACAAUAUAGAAGUGGAACAAAUACACUUGGUAUUGUUUUUUUUUGUCUUGCAUUUGGUACAUUUUUGGGUACACUUGGUGAAAAAAAAGGACAAGUUGUUAUUGAAUUUUUUAAAACUGUAUUUGAAGUUAUUAUGAAAAUGGUAUCAAGUGUAAUGUGGUUGACACCUGUUGGAAUAACAUCAGUGAUAGCUGGUAAAAUAUUGGGUGUCAGUGAUUUGGCACGUGUUAUGUCACAACUUGCCUGGUUCAUUGUGACAAUAGUCAUUGGUGUUUUUUUUUAUCAACUCGUCAUAAUGCAAUUAAUUUAUUUGGCUGUUGUUAGAAAAAAUCCAUUUAAAUUCUACGCUGGUUUGGCACAAGGAACAUUAACUGCAUUUGCAAUGGCAUCAACGGCUGCUGCAUUGCCAGUAACAUUUCGAUUGAUGACGGAAAAAUUGCGAGUUGAUACAAGAAUAACAAGAUUUGUAUUACCAAUUGGAUGUAAUAUCAACAUGGAUGGUACCGCCCUGUUUGUUGCAUCAGCAUGUGUUUUCAUUGCCCAGAUGAAUAACAUAUUUUUAGGAUUUGGUGAAGUAAUAACAGUCAUAUUAACAUCAACUGCAGCAUCAUUUUCAUCAGCAUCAGUACCAAGUGCAGCACUUGUACUUCUUCUUGUUGUCUUGAGUGCAAUUGAUGCACCAGUUAAAGAUGUUUCUUUAUUAUUUGCCAUUGAUUGGCUAGUAGAUCGUGUUAGAACAACAAACAACAUGCUAGGUGAUUGCUACACAGCAGCUGUUGUUGAACAUUUAUCAAAAAAAGAAUUAAUGGCACUUGAUGCUGCAGCUUAUCAGUCGGAAUCAGUUUUACCAACGACAAUUGCCAAUGGAUGUAUAUCAGCAAAUCGAGUACCAGAUCCAGACACAGUCAUCGUCGAAAUGCAAGAUGACACACGUAUAACCGGCAUCGCCAAGUAAAGCAAGAAUUGUUGCAUAAGCUACAAAUUGUCUCAAAAUAUAAUUGAAGAGACUGUCUGACCACCGACUGAUCCACCAAUUAAUUCAAGCUAUCACCUGUAAUCAACAAUAGAACGUCCAUAUAGCUAAUUUUUGAAUAAUAAUAUGUUUAAAAUACUCUUAUUAAUUUGCAUGAUUUGUGCCAUUAAUUAUUGACAAUUUAAAAUCACAAAAAAUUAAUUUGAUGAGGAAAAUGUGGCAUAUCAUUGGAAAAUUUUUAUAUGUAUAAUUAUAGGUACAUGAAAGUGAUUAUCAUGAACAACCAUUAACAAAAAAAAAUGUUUCAUUAUUUAAAUGAUUUAAAUUAUUUAAUGAUUUAUUUAUUUAUUUUUUUUCAAUAAAUGAUUAUGGUGCCUUAUUUCAAUAAAUGCAUCAGAAUAAGCAAAAGAAAAACAAUAAAUUGAUCAAGCAAAUAGAAAAUUAAUAUUUUUUUUUUUUAGUUUGUUAUUGGUGCUUUUAGUAAUUAAGAAAUAUUAUUUUACAAUAAAGACAUUCCAAAAGUAUUAAUCAAAAAGGUUAACAAUAUUAAUAACAAUAAUAAAAAAAAAAAAAAAAAGAAAUUAGCAGUAGUUUAAAGUCAAAUAACGUGCGAAACUUUGAGUCCUCGAAAAUGAAAUUGAAUAAUUAAAUUGAUGAUAAAUAAAAAAUAACAAAAUUUGAAAUAAUGAAAAUUGAAAUGAAAGAAAAAACAUUAGGAUGUAAAUAAAUUAAUAAUUAAUUUCUAUUAAAUUUAAAAAAAUAAAUAACGUAUCGAGGAAACAAGGUAACACACGAGAAUUGUAAGACUGUUUGUACCAAGUAAAUAAAUUUUUGAAUAAUACAUUGUUAUAGUUGAUAGAUAAAAAUGAAUAAAAAAAUAUCACAAAAUUCAAAAAACAUAUUUAAAAACAUUCUCGUAAAAAAAAUCAUUAAAUAAAAUGACAAAUAAUUAAAAAUUGAUGUAAACAAUUUAAAACGUAUCACAAUAUUUAAAGAAAGUAGUUAAUAUUAAAAGGAAAAAAAAGUAAAACAGUGUAAAAAAAAAAAAAUCAAUAAUUAACAGUCCUGAGUCUCUCAGAGUCUCUCAACAAUAAUUAAUAAUUAAUAAUAAAAAAAUGUAUAUAAAAAAAAUAAUGUAUGAAUGAUCAUUGAGUUUGUGUGUAGAAUGUUUAAUUACCCGAUGAAUUAGUCAUAUGAAAAAAUGUGCACUUAUUAUACAGGCACACACAUAUUCACAUUUGAAAAAUGAAUUUUAAAAAAUAAUUCGAUAACUCAAUUGACGUUUAUAUAUAGUGUGUUCAAUAAUAAUUUUCAAUUAAUAAAAGUAUUAUCAGUCAGGUUUAUUAACAUGUUUGGAAAGUAGAAUUAAAAAAUGUGUUUUAUUUAUUAAAUAAAUAAAUAAAUAAAAUCCAAGUUGUAUAAAUAUUGUAGUAGAAAUAACAAGUUUAUACAUCAAAUAAAAAUUUAAAAAAAAAAACCUAUCAAAAAAAA
This is a messenger RNA of Aphidius gifuensis, 4027 nucleotides long. It is a transcript of the gene Eaat2, whose product is annotated as excitatory amino acid transporter. Gene Ontology annotation, molecular function: neutral L-amino acid transmembrane transporter activity; L-glutamate transmembrane transporter activity; glutamate:sodium symporter activity. The transcript is spliced from 9 exons. Gene Ontology annotation, biological process: L-glutamate transmembrane transport. Lineage: Eukaryota; Metazoa; Arthropoda; Insecta; Hymenoptera; Braconidae. Gene Ontology annotation, cellular component: plasma membrane. The record is from RefSeq and is a predicted model, not a curated record. The coding region runs from base 899 to 2518 and encodes 539 amino acids.